This is a messenger RNA of Emys orbicularis (European pond turtle), 1743 nucleotides long. It is a transcript of the gene SLC2A10, whose product is annotated as solute carrier family 2 member 10. The record is from RefSeq and is a predicted model, not a curated record. Gene Ontology annotation, cellular component: membrane. Gene Ontology annotation, biological process: circulatory system development; D-glucose transmembrane transport. NCBI's taxonomy places the organism in Eukaryota, Metazoa, Chordata, Testudines, Emydidae. Gene Ontology annotation, molecular function: D-glucose transmembrane transporter activity; symporter activity. The coding region runs from base 1 to 1743 and encodes 580 amino acids. The transcript has 5 exons.
AUGGGUCGUGCAUUGCUGGUCCUCCUGUUGCCUGCAACAGUCUCUCUCCUGGGUGGGUUAAUGUUCGGAUAUGAGCUGGGGAUUAUCUCUGGUGCCUUACUGCAACUGCAGAUGGACUUCCACCUCAGCUGCUUUGAACAGGAAAUCCUUGUGAGUUCCCUGCUCAUUGGGGCUCUCCUUGCCUCUUUGGUUGGUGGGAUCCUCAUUGACCGUCACGGAAGGAGGAGGGCGAUACUGGUCAGCAACCUAAUCUUGUUGUGUGGCAGCCUCAUUCUAACAUUGGCAGGGUCACUUAUUUGGCUGGUAUUUGGACGUAUGACUGUAGGGUUUGCAAUCUCCUUGUCGUCCAUGGCAUGCUGCAUCUAUGUCUCCGAAAUGGUGGCUGCUCAUCAGCGAGGGCUGCUGGUGUCUCUCUAUGAAGCUGGCAUAACCGUGGGCAUCUUACUUUCAUAUGCGCUGAACUACAUCUUCUCAGACAUGACUGAGGGAUGGAGAUACAUGUUUGGAUUGGCUCUUGCACCGACUGUCAUACAGUUUCUCAGUAUCCUGCUUCUCCCGGCUAAGCCUGUUGUAUUAAACCUAUGGGACUGUGACUCUCAUAAGGGCCUCAUUCAACUGCAGAACAAUGAAGAUGGAGAGGAAGCAAAGCCAGAGCCAUGUAAGGAGAAGCAUUAUUCCUUUCUUGACCUUUUCAGGUCUAGAGACAACAUGAAAAGCAGGACUCUGGUUGGCCUGGGUUUGGUGCUCUUUCAGCAGUUCACCGGGCAACCUAAUGUCCUGUGCUAUGCUUCCAAAAUCUUCCGCUCCGUGGGAUUUCAGAAUGAUUCAUCUGCUGUCCUGGCUUCUGUAGGGCUCGGGGUGAUGAAGGUGAUUGCAACCUUAGUUGCAAUGGUUUUUGCAGAUAAGGCCGGCAGAAGGGUAUUAUUGAUUGCUGGGUGUGUGGUGAUGUCUGUCUCCGUCACUGCUAUUGGCCUCACCAGCUGGACUGUUCCAUUGGAUAAGGCCAGAGACUGUAAGACUGCCACAGAGCCCAAUGCUUCGUACACCAUAGCACAACAUCCCAUACAGCCAGUAUCCUCCCAACCAGCUGCGUUGUACAUCCCACGGACUUCAGCUGCUGGUGAAAGUCAACUGAGUCCCGGUUUUGCUCUUACCAGACCAGAGGGUCUUACAAAAGACUUUGACAGCACUAGAAACAGAGAGAUUAUUACAGAGUCUUCCCGCACUCAGAAAAUGGACCUGCCAAAUCAGGCCAAUGAAGAGACGGUGCAAAACACAAGCUCUCCUUUCAGUGAUACUCCCAAUAGGGAACAUAUGGUUUUAAAUUGGAUUACUUUGCUGAGCAUGAUGGCCUUUGUGAGCGCAUUCUCAAUUGGAUUUGGACCAAUGACAUGGCUGGUCCUCAGUGAGAUCUAUCCUGCUGGAAUAAGAGGAAGGGCCUUUUCCUUCUGCAACAGCUUUAACUGGGCUGCUAAUUUACUGAUCAGCCUCUCGUUCCUUGAUCUCAUUGAUGCCAUAGGCUUGUCAUGGAUGUUUCUUCUCUAUGGAGUAGUGGGAGUGGCAGCUGUUAUAUUUAUUUAUCUUUUUGUUCCGGAAACGAAAGGACAGUCUCUAGAGGAGAUCGACCAGCAGUUCUCAAGGAAACGGUUGUUGAAAGGAAACACGUUCAGGCGAAGAUUUGGAAGAAGGGGAAACUUUGCACAUGCUCAGUACCAAAGGGUGGAGCACUCCAGCGCAUCCUGA